AGUACCAUGCGGGCGUUGAGUUUGCCUGUGUUGGCACUGCUGCUGCUGUGUGCCCUGUGCACACUGACGGAGGUGCGCGGGGAGAUUAAGUCGGUGAAACUGUGCGGGCGCGAGUUCAUCCGGGCCGUGGUCUACACCUGCGGUGGCUCCCGAUGGAGGCGGCUGCUCAGCCAGAGAGACCUGGAGGGCAUGUCUGGUGGGGAGCAGAGCAGCGUGGAGAGCAAGAGUGAGAGCCUGUUGCCAGAGCUGAGCAGACGAGACCUGAACAACGUACUCACUCAGAUGUGUUGCCAGAUGGGCUGCCGCAAGAACGACCUCAUGCACCUGUGCUGAGGAACACCAGGAUAACACACAC
Molecule: messenger RNA, 355 nt
Organism: Engraulis encrasicolus (European anchovy)
Lineage: Eukaryota; Metazoa; Chordata; Actinopteri; Clupeiformes; Engraulidae
Gene: insl5a
Product: insulin-like 5a
Exons: 2
Coding region: 7-333 (108 amino acids)
Cellular component (GO): extracellular region
Molecular function (GO): hormone activity; G protein-coupled receptor binding
Source: RefSeq, a predicted model, not a curated record